AUGCCGCGCCUCCCCCCCCACCUCCUCCACCGCGCCCGCGCCCACAACCCCCUCCUCCCGCUCCUCCUCCCCGAGUGCCGCGACCCCGCCUCCGCCCUCUCCGAGCUCCGCUGGCUGCGCGCCCACGCCCACGCCACCGCCCAGCCCCUGCGCCCGCUGUGCGAGCGCCGCCGCCGCGGUGAGCCCCUCCAGUACAUCCUCGGCACGCAGCCGUUCGGCGCCCUCGAGAUCCUGUGUCGGCGGGGGGUGCUCAUCCCACGACAAGAGACAGAAGACCUGAUCCACCGCCUCGCCGCCCGCCUGACCCACACCCACACCCACACCCACACCCACACCCCCCCCGCGCACCGCCCCCUCCGCAUCCUCGACCUCUGCACCGGCACCGGCUGCAUCCCCCUCCUCCUCCACUCCCUCCUCCCCUCCUCCUCCAUCCUAGCAAUCGACAUCUCCCCGGUCGCCGUGGCCCUGUCCCGCCGCAACCUCGCCCACAACAUCGCCCUCGGCGCGCUCCCGCCCGCCGCCGCACACAGUGUUGCGUUCCGGGUCGGCGACGUGCUGGAUGUGCCGGGUCUGCUGGGGGCUGUGAGGGCGCAUUUCGGCGGGGAGGAGGGGGAGGGGAGGGGGGUGGUGGACGUGGUGGUCGCUAACCCGCCGUAUGUUUCGGCGCGGGGGUUCGAUGUGGAGACGGCGCGGUCGGUGAGGAGGUAUGAGCCGCGGCUUGCGCUGGUGCCGCGGGGUGGUGAGUGGGAGGGGGAUGGGGGUGGGGAUGGGUUUUAUCCGGUUGUGGGGAGGGUGGCGGGGGAGUUGGGGGCGGGGGUGGUGGCGGUGGAGGUGGGGGGGUGGGCGCAGGCGGGGAGGGUGAGGGGUGUCUGGGAGGGGGAGGGGGAGGGGUGGGAGGUGGAGGUGUGGGCGGAUUAUGCGGAGAGGGGACGGGGCGUGGUGGCGUGGAGAGGGGAGUGGGGGGGUGGGUGGGAGGCGGAGGUGCAGAGUGGGGAGGUGGAGAGGAUGAAUUGA
This is a messenger RNA of Morchella sextelata, 1014 nucleotides long. RefSeq lists its product as uncharacterized. Gene Ontology annotation, molecular function: methyltransferase activity; nucleic acid binding. The record is from RefSeq and is a predicted model, not a curated record. Gene Ontology annotation, biological process: methylation. Bases 1 to 1014 code for a protein of 337 amino acids. Gene Ontology annotation, cellular component: mitochondrion. NCBI's taxonomy places the organism in Eukaryota, Fungi, Ascomycota, Pezizomycetes, Pezizales, Morchellaceae. The transcript is spliced from 2 exons.